GUUUGCUUUUGCAGAUUCUGUCGACACAAUCUUCUUCAUCACCAAAAAUUAGUGAAACAGAGGGAGGGAAACUCUAACCAAAUUAAAAUUUGAUCGAUCGACGAUCAUCAUCGCAUCAUGUCGUUUUCCUUCUUCAAGCCGUCUCGGCCUAAAACGCCGCAAGAGGUGGUCAAAGCAGUGAAAGAUAGCCUCAUGGCUCUUGAUACCAAAACUGUUGUUGAAGUUAAAGCUCUCGAGAAGGCAAUGGAAGAAGUUGAGAAAAAUCUUGUGGCAGUGAGAUGCAUGCUAUGUGGAGAUGGAGAGGUUGAACCAAAUAUAGAUCAAGUUUCACAACUGGUGCUUGAAGUUUGUAAAGAGGAUGUUCUCUCUCUUGUGAUUCACAAACUCCCUAAUUUGGGAUGGGAAGCGAGAAAGGAUCUAGUCCAUUGUUGGUCCAUGUUGUUGAAGCAACAGGUUGAUUCCAAAUAUUGCUCUGUAGAAUACAUAGAGAACAAUUUUGAAUUACUAGACUUUCUUGUCGUUUGCUAUGAUAACAAGGAAAUUGCCUUGAACUGUGGACUUAUGUUAAGGGAGUGCAUCAAAUUUCCUACCCUUGCAAAAUACAUUUUAGAGUCCGCCAGCUUUGAAUUGUUCUUCAAAUUUGUGGAAUUGCCAAACUUUGAUGUUGCUUCUGAUGCUUUCUCUACUUUCAAGGAUUUGCUUACUAAACAUGGCACUGUGGUUGCUGAAUAUCUCACUGCACACUAUGACGAGUUCUUUGAUCAUUAUGAAAAACUGUUGACAUCUCCUAAUUACGUUACAAGAAGGCAGUCCUUGAAGCUUCUCUCAGAAUUCCUUUUGGAGGCUCCAAACUCCCAUAUAAUGAAGCGCUAUGUUUUAGAAGUUCGGUACUUAAAAAUCAUGAUGACAUUGCUGAAGGACUCGAGCAAAAAUAUUCAGAUCUCGGCUUUCCACAUUUUCAAGGUUUUUGUUGCUAAUCCCAACAAGCCACGUGAAGUAAAAGUAAUUUUGGCAAAAAACAAUGAAAAAUUGGUGGAACUACUCGAUAAUCUCACUGUUGGAAAAGGUGCUGAGGAUGAGCAAUUUGAAGAGGAAAAGGAAUUGAUAAUCAAGGAAAUUAAGAGACUGUCAUGCCUAGCCAAUUUUGGAUAGUUAGGUCCUUAUCUUAGCAGCGGUUUUUCCCCUUUUACUGAGAUCUCAUCUUGUGGAUCAUGCUAAUUCUACGUGAUAACCUGCAAUUGCUAUGCGAGGAGUUUCGAGCGCUAGCCUGAGAGAUAUGUAAUUGUUAUUAUAUAUCUAUGUCUAUAUAUAUAUAUAUAUAUAUAUAUUGCUUCAGAAGACAUACUGAUUAGAUAUUGAUCUUUGGUCUAAGAAAACGCAUAAAAUUUGUUGGUUUUUGGUGGUGAAAGGCAUUGUAUUUUGUGGAGUUUGUUGUCUUGCUUUUGGUCUUGUUUGUGCAACACACGGUGGAUUCAAGGCAUGGUUUUCAUGUAAGAAAGAUUAGAUACACUUAUAUGGUUCAAGACUGGUGUUUGUAGAAUUGAAAAUGCUUACGAUACAUGAAAUAUAAUUGCAACGAUUUGUUGGAUUCA
Messenger RNA from Manihot esculenta (cassava), 1592 nucleotides. Its product is annotated as calcium-binding protein 39. The record is from RefSeq and is a predicted model, not a curated record. Gene Ontology annotation, molecular function: protein serine/threonine kinase activator activity. Lineage: Eukaryota; Viridiplantae; Streptophyta; Magnoliopsida; Malpighiales; Euphorbiaceae. The coding region runs from base 118 to 1152 and encodes 344 amino acids. Gene Ontology annotation, biological process: intracellular signal transduction. The transcript is spliced from 11 exons.